AUGCUAUCAGGCAAUACAAAUCAACGUAUAAAACUUGCAAGGAAAGAUACGGAAGGUGAAAUUCAGGAGCAAGAAGGAUACUUUACAUUCACUGAUGAGAAUACUUUGGUGAUAACAUUGGACAAACUCGGAAGGUUCCAUUUCCACGUAUCAAUUCCAUUGGAGGAUUGUGAGAACCAAACGCCUGUCAAUGGUAGGGUCGUGGCUUUGGAUCCUGGUGUUCGAACGUUUAUGACAUGUUAUGGCCCAAGCGGUAGAUUUGUGGAAUGGGGUAGUAACGACUUCAACAUCGUAAGCUUGCGUAAACGGACAAAUUACAAAGUGAUCUGUAUAUCAAAAGCGGGAAGAAUACAAAAGAAUAAGAUAUCUGUUGCGAAGAAAGAAGCGCAGGAUCCGCAAACAAUAUUCAUACCAACAUUUGAGACUUCAAAUAUGGGAUCAAGGCCACGAGAAACAUGCUGA
This is a messenger RNA of Cetraspora pellucida, 462 nucleotides long. The record is from the annotation of a GenBank genome assembly. Lineage: Eukaryota; Fungi; Glomeromycota; Glomeromycetes; Diversisporales; Gigasporaceae.